Molecule: messenger RNA, 1851 nt
Organism: Cucurbitaria berberidis CBS 394.84
Lineage: Eukaryota; Fungi; Ascomycota; Dothideomycetes; Pleosporales; Cucurbitariaceae
Product: HET-domain-containing protein
Exons: 3
Coding region: 1-1851 (616 amino acids)
Source: RefSeq, a predicted model, not a curated record
AUGAGGCUUCUAAACGCGAAGACAUAUCGACUGAAGACUCAACUAGGCAGAGACAAACCGGCAUACGCCAUCCUAUCUCAUACUUGGGAAGAAGACGAAGUUCUUUACAAAGAUCUCAAAUCUGCCUCCGAAACCGACUGGGGAGCGAAAAAAGGCUUCUCCAAAAUCAAACAUGCUUGCGACCAGGCUCUGAAAGACGGUUACGACUUCAUAUGGAUCGACACUUGCUGCAUCAAUAAGGACAGCAGCGCAGGGCUCUCAGAAGCAAUUAAUUCGAUGUUUACUUGGUAUCAGGAAGCCAGUAUUUGCUACGCCUACCUAUCAGACGCGCAACAUGGAAGCACAGAAUUACUCAUACAUUGCCACUGGUUUGGUCGCGGCUGGACGCUGCAGGAGAUGAUUGCUCCAGAUCAUGUUCAUUUCUACGACAAUAACUGGAUAUACCUUGGGAGCCGUACAUCGCUCGCACUUGAUCUCAAAGAAGCUACAGGUAUUGACGAGACCAUUUUGGUACGGGGGCAUCUUGAUCAAAAGUCUCUUUCGACCUAUUUUGUACACGAAGGACUUGAUACAACAUCACGCGUCUGCAAGUACUGUGGGUCCACAAUCAAGGAGGAUGUACACAUCAUCCUGAGCAGAGUCAGCAUCGCACGGCGAAUGAAGUGGGCCUCAAAACGAGCAACAACUCGCGUAGAAGACGUUGCAUAUUGUCUAAUGGGUCUAUUUGACGUGAAUAUGCCCCUACUCUACGGCGAAGGAGAAAAGGCUUUCUUUCGACUACAAGAGCAAAUUCUCAAGAGUUCAAGAGAUCAUUCUAUUCUCGCUUUUCGAGCCGAUCCAUCGAAAAGACCAACAGGAAGAUAUGACUCUGCUAUACUAGCACCUCAUCCCAGCUACUUCCGGGACGAUAUCCAGCGUGAGUGGAUGCAUGCUGGUGGAAAUGCAAGAUUAAUUCUGUCAGAGGGUGAACUGAUGAUGGAUAUGCUCAUAUGUCCGCUGCUCUCAGGUUCUUCCUCUUUGAAUCUAUUCAGGGGCAAGCAUAUUGGGAUUCUAGAUUGCAUGAUAGGCAACGACUAUCUGUCAAGACCUGCGAUCUUAUUAGAGGCAAUCGACAAAAGCGCAAGAAGGUUCCGACGCUGCCCCAGGGAACCAUUACUGCUUCAACUGAAAGCAACUGAGUCAUCAGAUUGCAUACUAUUGAACCAAUACACUGAUCGAGAUCCCGUAGAAAAGGUGCAAUACGACGCUCGUAAAAUCAGAAGACUAGGCAUCACUAUUAGCUUUGAUAAAGUACCUGAUCGUGACGGCCCUGGUCUUGGCCUCCCACUCCGCCUCAAUUCUUUCUCUGCAGACUCUCCCAGAUACUUCACAAUGGGAAUCGCAUCACCCGCCUUCAUCGCGGACUAUAUUCCCAACAUCAAGUACAAUCACGUCGGCAUCAUAUCUUUUUACAGCUACAAAUUCGAGCACUUCUUCAUUGCAUGGGGCCGCUUAUCUAAUAGCGGUGCCGACAUCAUUUGGUGCCGAAUUUGGACGCUCUCACAAAUCUUACGCGAAAAUUUGCUAGAUUUGGACUGGACACCACAAGAUAAAGAAGUAGUUGAGGAAAUCGUGCGGUCAGUCGAACUACGUAGACCUGGUAGUUUGCUUCUUCAACCACAUCGAGCAGACAUGUGUGAUACAGAUGAUGUGUUUAUUGGAACGGCGAAUACGGUCAGACUGAGGGUGACGGUGAAGAUAUCAAAAGCGACUUUCAUAAAUCGUUCUGUCUACCAGAUGAAUGUGAGGGCGGGAAUUGCCGCAUUAAAAGCUAGUUUAAAGCAUAGUAAAAACUUAAUUUUAGUAAUAUAG